AUGGGAAUUGCAAAUUACAACGAAGAAACCAUUUUCCACGAUCAAAAAAGCAUCUUCCUCCCCAUGUUUUGCCGCCUAUCCAUCAAAGACGUCAAGCUCACCACCAUCCCUAUCUCCUCCACCGCCGCCGCCGCCGAUCCCACCUCCCCCAUAGUCAGCUGCAUGGGCCAAGUCAAGCGCAACAGCCGCGUCUCCGGCUACCCCUCCUCCGCCACCAUCAUCUCCCACCACCACCACAAACACCCCAACAAGCCAAGAAAAAACACACACUUUUCCACCAAAACCCUCCUUCCCGCCGCCGCCGCCGCCGCCGCAGCCGGCGGCCGGAAAAGUGUGAGCCAGAGCUGCCGGAGAAAAUCGAGGAGACCGGCGGCGAGGGUCAGCUUUGAUCAAGAAUUGUGUAGUGUUAAGGCGGCAGCGGCGGCGUUGGAUAUUAGCAAGAUGGAUCCGCCGCUGCCGGUGGUGAAGAGGGCCGCGGCCGAGGUGAAUUUGUGGAAGAGGAGAUUUGAUGGGGUGAAAAGCAUGAGUAUUCAACCCAUCCGUUUGCCAGCUAAGGAAUUUCGACCGGCGUCAGCCGCGGUUGACGACGGUACGAGGUUUAUGCAGUAA
Molecule: messenger RNA, 609 nt
Organism: Salvia splendens (bonfire salvia)
Lineage: Eukaryota; Viridiplantae; Streptophyta; Magnoliopsida; Lamiales; Lamiaceae
Exons: 1
Coding region: 1-609 (202 amino acids)
Source: RefSeq, a predicted model, not a curated record